Messenger RNA from Pocillopora verrucosa, 522 nucleotides. NCBI's taxonomy places the organism in Eukaryota, Metazoa, Cnidaria, Anthozoa, Scleractinia, Pocilloporidae. The record is from RefSeq and is a predicted model, not a curated record.
CACUCCACAAGUUCAACCAGUGAAAGUCCACUAACAAAAGAACAAUGGGAAAAAAGUGAACAGCAAACAAAGAUUAUGGAGACAGCGAAAUUGGAAGGUACUUCACCCCUCAUUGUGAUACCGACCACUGGUCAUGGAAAAGAACUAGAAGAACCUUGGGGAAGGAAAGGCAUGUUGCCUCUUCCUGGAUCUUUCACCUUUGAUCUUGAAGAAAAACUAGAAAAGCUUUAUAUGAAACUUCUAACGAUAAAAGGUUCUUCAUCUCUCCCCGUCGCUGAUCUUAAGGAAAAGCUAGAUCAAGUAUUUGAGGAAAUUCGGAUGCUGAGAAUGGAAGGUAGUUUUUCUGUCCUUAAACUUUCAACCAUUGAUCUUGAGAAAAAACUAGCUGAACUAAGCAUGAAGCUUCAGAGGCUCAGAAUGGAAGGUACUUUGCCUCCCCCUGAACUCUUUACUGCUGAUCUUGAAGAUGAACUAAAACAACUUGAACAUCCUACACGAAGAAAAAGAGAGAAAGCUGAGUGA